Molecule: messenger RNA, 5235 nt
Organism: Lizanozyma spartinae
Lineage: Eukaryota; Fungi; Ascomycota; Pichiomycetes; Serinales; Debaryomycetaceae
Exons: 2
Coding region: 1-5235 (1744 amino acids)
Source: RefSeq, a predicted model, not a curated record
AUGGUGAAUUUUCAAGGCAAUACUACGGUUCCUACUAUACCUGAGAACCCCUUAUCUCCUCGAAUCAGUAAUAAUAGUAACGGCUAUUCGACACUUCAUAGAAACAAUUCGGUGACUUCUUUCACGUCUUUCACAUCUUUGACUUCAAAUAACACCACAAUCUCAACAGCCACUGCUGCAACAGGUUCCACAUCUAAAGCUCUUUUGAAGAAACAACUUCUAACCAGAGACUUGGAGAGAAAUAUUCGUAAAUCUCUUUUGGAUACUCCUACCAACUUACCAGUGGCUUCGGAACAUCCUCAAGAGGAACAGGUUUCACUAGAACUGAGAGCCAACUCAAUAACAAAAUUGGGCCCUGCUGCUACAAAUCAUUUAAAUCGCCGUAGACAAGGUGGUGGAAUAUCUGAUUCUGACGAUCAUUUGGCUAUGAAAUCUUCAAGUUCGAAGUCUUCGAGUACCAAAACUUUAAGUACUCCUACUACAAGCAUUAGUGAGGAUAUCCCAGAUUCCGAAGACUCCAAGCCUCCGCCAACUAUUCACAUUCCGAUUAAUGUUGAUACGGAAGAUACAGUUCAAAGUUCAAGAGAAACGACCGGUAUGAUGAGCCAUCCGGGAACAGAUCUUAGUUCCAUUUCUGAGGAAGAGAAAUCAUUACCUUUAUGUGAAUCUACUAAAAUCCAUGACAAUGAUGAAAUGAAUCGUCAUUUAUCGCUUAAAAAAUCAUCAACAACUCUGGAAGUUGCCAACCCUUCGCUACAACGUGAAAAUAAAGUCACCCAAAGAUCUUCAUCCUCUUCAACAUCUUCGGACAAUUUUCUUCGAGAUAGUGAAGUGGACUCCCCUUCUACAUCUUGUUCUAAUGCUUCUGUGGAUGCCAAUCUGCAAGGUUCAACAACCCUUCACAUUAGUAGUCGCGUGAACAAUUCUAGGGGUGGUGCUAUGGGAACUCUGAUGGAGCCUUCUCCUCCACAAACCACGUUCAAUUUGGACUCCAUCGUCAACAGUCUCCCCACUCGAUUGAAAAGUUUGAGUGGAGAUUCUAUGAAUCGUACAUCUUCCAUUAGACUGCUUAUAUCUCAUCGUCAACGGCGACCCAAAUCAGAUAGUUUAUCCGAAGACCAAGCUUUUGGAAGUUAUAAGGAUUUAACAAAUAUGGAAAUUUCCAAUAGCGACGUACCUGAAAGAAGACGUCCAUUAACCUCAUGGAAAGGUGAUCGUUCUGCGUUGUCUUCUAUAAUAAAUCGCCAUUCAAAAUAUAUGAAGUUUGUCAAUGAUGCUGGUUGUCAUGAGUCAGAUGAAGAUUCCUCUGCUACUUCUUCACCCAAAUCUCGUUUGGAUUUCAUAUUGGACCAAUUAGAACUGAUGGAUGAUAGCGAAAUUGCAGAGUUAUACAAGACUGGUGAGCUAGAUUGGUUACAUGAACACGGCAUUGAUCCGGAAUCCAUAAUUCCUCGACCUAUCCUAGUUGCCCAAGACAGUAGUUAUGAAGAUGAUCCUCCAAAACUAUCUUCUACAAGUCAAACAGCAGAUCAUACUGGAACUGCUGCUUUUAUUGCUCGUGCUGGUCCAGUUUUAAGACAAUAUGCUCCUGCUCCUCCCAGCUCAAGCAUAUCACUGACAUACCAUACCGCAGAUCCGUCACCUCUGACGGAAAAGUUUGAAGAUAAAGAUGAUUCUAACAAGAAUUACACUGAUUCACCCAUCCGUGAUCCCAACAGUUUCCCCAAUCCUUCUUUGUUGAGAACUCCAAACAAUUAUAGCCAGGAAAGUCCAUCUACAUUGACACCAUCAACGUUAAUUGCUUUGGAGGAGGCACCAAUGCUUAAUAUGAAGCAAAGUGAUGCCCCAGAAAGUAGAAAGACUUCUCCUUUAAGGACAAGGAAUAUUUUAGCAAUACAGAGGGAAGCAAGUGCUGAAAGAAAGCCUCACGAAGUCAUUGCAAAAGAAGCAACAACCAAAUCUUCGCUUGAAACUGAAGGCAUUGAAGCCGAAACAAUCAAACCAUUAUACCUAAAGUAUCGUAACCGUUCCGACGGAAGCGGGUCCAAGUCAGCAUCUGAGAAGCCUGAAUGUGCACCAUCUAAACAAUCUACAACUUUUAAUUCCCAAGAUAUAGUCCUUGCUGAACUGUUCAAAGGUGAACAAGAGACCAGCAAAGCUCUGAAAGAGUUUGACUUUGACGAUGAUGAAGAGAUUGAUGAAUUUGUUGAAGAGGACGUUUUACAUGACAGUAGUCUGGAUUUAAGACCCUCCUCAUUAACAUUACCCCCUUCUCCAUUCAACGGACCUUCUCUUCCUGAAUUUAAUCUUGUGAAAAAGAAGUCAAUCAAGUCUGUUCUGACAUCAGAUUUAACUGCUCCAAAUAGAUUUUUUGUCGAAGGAAAGCUUGCCUUAAAGAAUUCAUCCUUGACUUCUUUGGAUAGAGUUCAAAACGAACGUAGUUUGAGCAAAGAUUUGGCACUAAUGGAAAAUUCAACUCCAAUCAGGCAAUUAUUAAAUGAUGAUAGUCUCAGUAUUGAUGGUGCUCUGUUGCCCCCUCCAACACCUCCACCAAAGGACUCACCCACGUACAAGGAGCUUGCACGGAAGGUAAAGAAGCAAAGACGUAGACAACAGAAGGAAGCUGAACGGAAGAAACAAAAGGAACAAGAAGCUCUUGAUAAGUUGGAAAAUCGUGUUGCGUCUUCGAAAGGUUCCUCUACUCAAAAGGUUACACUGAAGGCACCUGAAGAUCGUAAAGUUAAACGGAAGCAAUCCCAUAAUAAUUUCCUUAGUGAAUUUGAGAAGCCCAGACCUUCCAAUGACGAGGCAAUAAAUAACCAUUCACCUCUGCCAAUUACUCCUAAGAAGUCUAAGCAAGUUGCUAGUUCAUCUGAGAAGGCUGUCGAGAAGUCUCUAUCAAAAGAAAAGGAUAUUCAACCUCAGUCUCACAAGACAGUUGAUGUACCCUCCCAACAACGUGUAGCUUCAGUUGAUAACGGUAAGAAUGCAGUAGACGAUAUUUCACAGCCUGCAAAGAGCUCCAAUUCAGCGAACAUUGACGUUAUGAAGAACUCCAAAUCGGAGAUCAGUGAUAUAUCUUUGCUUUCCAAAGAGUCAUUUACUGAUGCACAAGCUGAACAACAACAUGGUAUACAAAGUGCUCCAAGAUGUUCACUGCCUCCAGUUGUUAAGCCAUUUAGUGUUAACCCCUACAACUUACCCAACAAUAGUGACACCAGAGUUGCUGGUUUUGAUUAUGGUACGCCAUACAAGAAUGCAGCACUAGCUAGAGCAAAAAGACUGGAAGUUGAGACAUUACCUGAUCCGACUAUUGAUAUGAAAUGUGAAGUUGUAUCAUCUGCUCUUCCCAAGGAACCACCAAAGGAUGAGCUGGUUGCUUCCAUUCCAAACGAGGUGGUUUCACAAACUUCUAAAAUAAUUUCUCCAACGUCUGAUCAACCUAAUGCUGUUUCUUUAGCAGUAACAAUACCCAAAAAGGACUUUACAAAGCAAGAUGUCACUAAGAGCGAGGUCAAAGUCGAAACUCCACCCACGGACGAUGAUGUUGUUCCAUCCACACCCAUGAAGCUGUCGGAUUUUAAAACUUCUCCUGUCAGCUCUAUGAUUGAUGCCGUUACACCAACAGAAUCUCCCCAGAUACCAUUAAGACGAAGGGCUCCUGGUUUAACUCCAUUACUUGCAACCUCUGAAUCCUUUAUGAACAGGCCUCCUCCUCCUGAAACUGAAAGAAAGGUAGCUAUUCCAUCAACGACGCAAGAACCUCAAACUUCUUCAGCCAACGUUACGAAGCCUCCGAAUGCUAACAGCGCAGACGUGAAAAUAGCUACUACAAGCACCACCGGCCGCAAGCCACCACCACCUAUCAGUACAGAGUCUUCAGCUGCUCGGAUUGAAGUAAAACAUGCUCCUACUACCCAAAAGCAGGGCUUCUUGGAAAAGAAGCCAUCCAAAGGCAGCUUCACGUCAUCUGAUCCGCCUGAAAAGCCAAAGAAAACAUUUAAAAAUGUUUUCACAAAGAUAUUCAAGAAGAGUGGCAGCAAGUCUAAUAUGUUUGAGGUAGUCGAACCUCCACCAAGGCAUUCACACAAACAGCAUAAGGAGGAAGUAGAUAAUGAAGCAGAAAAUGAACAAGCUGAAGAAGAAACAGAGGAAGAAAAGAGUCUUACUACUCAAAAUCUAUCACUUUCUUUACCCCCUUUAGAACUUGAAUCUCCCAGUUUAUUUGAUGACAUGUUUACUACUUUUGAUGAGAUAGAUAAGCGGAAAUCAUUUCUUACCGGAGGGGUCAAGCCUCCUUCCAUAGUUCCAACCAGGUCUGGACUGACUCGACAACCGUUUUUCUUCAGAGACGAUGAAUUAUCUACAGACCAAAUCAUGGACCAACAAUUGAAGGACGACAAGGACAAUGGAAUCUCCAGUGAAGCUUCCAAGAAUAACAGUGAAGAAGAUUUAUUUCAUGGCAAGCACAGCGCCAAUGCCAAUGGUGGAGAUUUCCUUGGGAAAGAUAUACUUGGAUCUUUAUCUUCAUUACGUAAACCUGUUUCGACCAAUAGCAAAGGUGCACCUACAGACUCCGUUUACAUUGAUGAUAAUAUUCUUUUCUUACAGAACGAGUUUAACUGGAAGAACCUCAGUUUAGAAGGGGAAACAACCACCACCACUUCCUCAAGAUUACAUCCUAUGGAGCAGCAACCACCAAGGUCUCCAUUAACAGAGACACUUGAAAUCCACGAUGUAAGCCAAUUCGAUGAUGGUAACAGCUACUUGAAGCUUGCUAAGCAGUUCAAAGUCGAGAUUACCAAGGGAGAACCAUUGGAAGUCAUAGUGAAUAAGUUUGAGGACGACGUUACUUAUAGACCCGUUCCUCCAAGCGAGGUUCGUGAUGGACUCAAGCCGAUCUUAUCUAAGAGGUCUAAGAUAGGUGUGUCUCCUAAUCCGGCUUUAAUGAACCGAAGUCAUAGCUACAACAUUAAUUUGGACUACAGACAGAAACCAACUCCUAUAAGCAACAAUAACAACAACAUCAACAAGUCUGUUCAGUUCGAUAGAAAGAUUCUUAUCAACGAAACGUUUGCUCCAGACCAAUACAGAAGAUACAACAAGUGUGUGACUCAAUAUACCUUAACUGAUCCCAAUGAGAUCAACAAAAUCAAAGACGAAUUGAACACUUACAAAUGCAAUGAGAUGUUGAUCCAUAAUCACAGUAAGAAAUACACCCAUUUCUUCUACUGA